This is a messenger RNA of Jatropha curcas, 1005 nucleotides long. RefSeq lists its product as uncharacterized. Lineage: Eukaryota; Viridiplantae; Streptophyta; Magnoliopsida; Malpighiales; Euphorbiaceae. The record is from RefSeq and is a predicted model, not a curated record. Gene Ontology annotation, cellular component: mitochondrial matrix.
GGUUUCACAUAUUGUGCAUGUGAAUGCAAACGUGUCCGCCAAGUUACACAAAGGCUAUAUAUGCCUUUGUUUCCAUCUAUUUUAUUUGUUCUUUCGGAGUAAAAAGAAAAAAAAGAAAAAGUCGUAAAGAGAGUAGAACUUGUCAUGUAUAUAGUCCGCAGGGCAACCACUUAUCUUUCUUAUCUUGCAAUCCAAACUGCCAAAAUUAAGAAUGUUGAAGUUCAUAGGAAUCUUUCGAUUCCACCUUCUUCUUUCACAUUAUCAGAGGUUUUUUACCGUCAUUCCUUACCAAAAACUUCACUUGGAAAGAAGCCUGAAAAGGAGAUUAUUGACAUCAUCGACUCCAAAAUUGAAAUCCAAGAAUCCAUUGACACGGAUAAAGAAAUCCCAAAGCUACAUUUUUCUGUUAAAGAUAGCGAAGAAGACAUAUUACUCGAAAGAGAAUAUGAAAAUGAAAAAAUCAAUGUCCAAGUUGACAGACAAGCUCUUUCUAACAGACAGGACAAUAUUUCAAUGACUGUAACAAUUGACAAAGACAGCCAUAUAUCACUGGGUUUUGAUGUUCGUGCUUCUCUGGAUUCAGUUCAAAUCCUCAGGUUUUUCACGUGGACCAAAGUUUCAGAAAAUCUGAACAAUACAGAUAAAGAAGUCCAAUUCUCGGACUUGGAUGCGAAGAUGAAGAAAGCACUCGAGAGAUAUCUUGAAAUUAGAGGGAUCCAACCAAGCAUGGUUAAGGCUUUGAGCGAGCUUGUGAAGGACAAGAAAAUGGACUACUCUACAAUUUGGCUAAAGGAACUUAAGAAUUUUAUGGAGAUAUGAUUCCAACACUAACUAAUUUUAGCAACUUCAUCAAGAUGAUUCUUUAUGGAGAUUUUAGGUUGUUAGUUUGAGUGCACUUGACUUCCUAAUUGGAGGCAUUACUAAAAUUUUAGAUUAGCAGUAUUUAUUUUAAUGUUGUUUAAUAUUUUGAAUAUUGAAUAAUGUGAUUAAGGUCUAUUCAUUUCA